AUGGCAGCGCAGAGCCUAGCCGACUGGCUGAGUUCAAUACCUUACCAUCAGCCGACACCCGAGACUCCUCCUCCUCCAGACGCCAACGUAAACGCCGUGCGAUGGCGCAAACGUCGCCGACUCAAUUCUCCCACGCCCAAACCAUCCAACUACACCAACCAUCGUCUCAGCGCCGCCCAUCGCAGCAAAGAUGCCUUGUUCUCGUAUAGCCCCAAUGCCAGCUUCCUCGAGUGUAGCGACCGAAGCGUACGUAUCAAUGAGCUCACCGCAUUGCAUGAUCCGCCGCCGGCGCUUCGAGACUUGCUCGAUACGAUGGAGAAGAUCAUCUCCAGCGGAGGUGGGGUCGUUGCGACAUGGCGCCGCUAUACCUGGCAUUUCUCUGACGAGCGGCAUCUUGUUGGACCGACUCCGUUGCCCAAGGCUGUCCUCCGCAUUCUCGCUGCAGCAGCUGAGUGCAGCACCAAUGGUCACGCCGAGGCGGACCUGAAUGCCUCGGUGCAUCAGCGAGUUCUCGAGCUGGCGCUACAAUCGCCAGACCAAGAAGAGUUCAAGCAUCACAUCAACUUCCUGAUAAGCUCCACGGCCAACAUUCUCCCUGAAUACGCCGCAACAUCAACACUUCUGAGAAUGAUUGACUUUUGUAUUUAUAUCGACCCUGCUUUCGAUCAAUCGAGCGCUGCCUCAAAACUACAAUCCGCCAUCACCAACCUCCGAAGACAUCUGCCCGGCGCAGUCCUCAACCACACGGAAUACCGACCUCUGCGUGAGCGACCCAUUGCCCUGAGCAUCAAGACUAAGAAGACCGGUGCGGGCUGGGACGGCGCGAUGCUGCAACUGGUCGUCUGGCAAAGCGCACACUGGUCCUUUUUGCGUCAGCUAGUUGAGGGACAGAGGAGAGAGAAGAUUGCUGAGGAGGGGGCAAGGACUGUGCAACAAGUUAGGCAGGGUACAGUUGAAGACUCAUAUGGCGACGCAGACUCGACGGAAACCAACUCACAAGGUCAAGCCGAGCCCCAAGAACCCGAGAUCGCCGUCCAGCCGUACCCCCUCCCAGACUUCAUCCCCGGAAUCAUCGUUCAGGGCCACGAUUGGCACCUCGUCAUCACAACGACCGACGGGCAGCAGACACAGCUCCGGCAGAAAGUCACGAUCGGCACUACGAACACCUCCAAGGGCAUCUACCAGAUUGUCUAUGCGCUGCAGAUCCUCCGGCAGUGGGCGCAGGAUGUUUACUGGCCGUGGCUGAGGGCGCCAAUUGUUGCGUUUUGA
Ilyonectria robusta is the source of this 1269-nucleotide messenger RNA. RefSeq lists its product as uncharacterized. Bases 1 to 1269 code for a protein of 422 amino acids. NCBI's taxonomy places the organism in Eukaryota, Fungi, Ascomycota, Sordariomycetes, Hypocreales, Nectriaceae. The record is from RefSeq and is a predicted model, not a curated record. The transcript is spliced from 3 exons.